AUGGGAUCUGACAAGGUUUGUCUUUACGUUCACAUUACACUAUUAGCUUGCCCCCCCCCCCGGCUUGAAGCAAAGCCCAGAGUUACCGAGGAGAACUUUCAUGCUUGCGACAUCAAACGUAUAGUGUUUUGCUGCGCUGAAGCGCAGAGAAUGGACUCUCACGUACGCCUCAUGCGGAAUGAGAGCUUUAAGUAUGAGACUUCGUUUGUUCUAGUGAAAAGUGACUGUUGCAUAUUAAUGAGUUUAUUACAAAGUUUUAUAGCGACUUCAUCCUAG
Plasmopara halstedii is the source of this 276-nucleotide messenger RNA. RefSeq lists its product as uncharacterized. The coding region runs from base 1 to 276 and encodes 91 amino acids. NCBI's taxonomy places the organism in Eukaryota, Oomycota, Peronosporomycetes, Peronosporales, Peronosporaceae. The record is from RefSeq and is a predicted model, not a curated record. The transcript has 2 exons.